Molecule: messenger RNA, 6425 nt
Organism: Balaenoptera acutorostrata (minke whale)
Lineage: Eukaryota; Metazoa; Chordata; Mammalia; Artiodactyla; Balaenopteridae
Gene: ZNF862
Product: zinc finger protein 862
Exons: 6
Coding region: 113-3367 (1084 amino acids)
Biological process (GO): regulation of DNA-templated transcription
Molecular function (GO): protein dimerization activity
Source: RefSeq, a predicted model, not a curated record
GACCAACUAUUGCCAACCCAGAGCUGUUCUAUAAAUUUGAGCGAGGGCCAAAGCCGUGGCUAGCCAAUGUCCAGGGCCAGAGGAAUCUCUUGAGCCUCCACCGAGAAACAAGAUGGGCUUCAUGGAAGAAAUGGACGUGCAAAGUCCCGCCAGAGAAGCUGGACUCUGCCUGCCUCCUCAGAAGAAAGCCUGUCCUUCCCAUUUCAGCUCAGAGAGUGGCAACAUCCAGGGCGACUGCACAGGAAGAAGCAGAAAACCGUUGAGACCCCGGUCCAUCCAGAAGUCGUGGUUUGCACAGUUCCCGUGGUUGGUCAUGAAUGAGGAGCGGACGGCUCUCUUUUGCUCUGCUUGCCGGGAGUACCCAUCCGUCAGAGACAAACGGUCAAGAUUAAUAGAAGGUUACAUGGGACCGUUCAAGGUGGAGACACUCAAAUACCACGCCAAGAGCAAGGCCCAUGUGCUCUGUGUCAAGGCCUUGGCAGCUCGGGACCCCAGCUGGGCAGCCCGUUUCCGGAGCAUCCACGAUGUGUCUAGAGAGGUACUGGCCAGUCCAGGGCACCUCUUCACUGCAGAUUAUCCCAUAUUUUACCCCCCAGGGCCUCUGGGGGUCUAUGAUAACGUGGCCCAGCUCCUGCCCAGCUCAAGAGCUGCCCUGGAGGACCCUGGAGGGAGUGGAGCAAUUCCUGCAUUGUACCUAGACUGCGUUCCUGAUUUCAGGCAAAAAGAAAUUGCUGAUGACGUCCGCGGCUCCUCAGACGUUAGCAUUUUGUGUAAUGACUCUGCUGAGCCCCGUGGCCAGGAUCCUUCUGAAGAGGGGCUGUUUGAGGAGGUUCCUGUGGUGUUUGAGGAUGUGGCGGUGUAUUUCACCCGGGAGGAGUGGGGCGCGCUAGACAAGCGGCAGAAGGAGCUGUACAGAGACGUGAUGCGGACGAAUUAUGAGCUGUUGGCAUCCCUGGGGCCUGCUGCCGCCAAACCAGACUUGAUCUCAAAGCUGGAGCGGAGAGCUGCACCCUGGAUCAAGGACCCAGACGGGCCCAAGUGGGGGAAAGGCCGUCCUCCAGGGAAGAAGACGACGGUGGCCGUUAGAGAGGCACACACACAGGCCUCGGCUCUAGAAUCUGCACUGCUUCCAGCUCCUUCCAUGGAGACGUGCACCUCCUACUGCAAUCCCAGCCUUCGUGACGUAGAAGCAGAUGGACGGAGGAAAAUCAAGAGGACUUACAGACCCCGCUCAAUUCAGAGGUCAUGGUUUGGGCAGUUCCCAUGGUUAGUAAUUGACCCAAAAGAGACCAAGCUCUUCUGCUCAGCUUGCAGAGAAAGACCUAGUCUGCAUGACAGAUCAUCCCGGUUAGUCCGAGGUUACACGGGUCCUUUUAAAGUGGAGACUUUAAAGUACCAUGAAGUCAGCAAAGCACACAAGCUCUGUGUCAACACCCUGGAAGUCAGGGAAGACACCCCGCAGACCGCCCUUGUCCCCGAGAUCUCCAGUGACCUGAUGGCCAACAUGGAGCACUUUUUCAAUGCCGCCUAUUCCAUCGCAUACCACUCGAGGCCCCUGAACGACUUUGAGAAGAUCCUGCAACUCCUCCAAAGCACUGGGACCAUGAUUUUGGGCAAGUACCGAAAUCGCACCGCCUGCACUCAGUUCAUCAAAUACAUCUCCGAGACUCUGAAGAAGGAGAUCCUUGAGGAUGUCCGGAACUCCCCGUGUGUGAGCGUGUUGCUGGACAGCGCCACAGACACCUCCGACCAGUCCUGUGUGGGCAUUUACAUCCGCUACUUUAAGGGGACGGAGGUGAAGGAGUCUUACAUCACUCUGGCCCCACUCUACAGCGAGACGGUGGAUGGAUACUUUGAGACCAUCAUCUCUGCCCUGGACGAACUGGACAUCCCCUUCCGGAAGCCUGGCUGGGUGGUGGGCCUGGGAACCGAUGGCUCAGCCAUGCUGAGCUGCAGAGGAGGUGUGGUGGAGAAGCUCCAGGAGACCAUCCCCCAGCUGCUGCCGGUGCAUUGCGUGGCCCACCGGCUACACCUGGCCGCGGUUGACGCCUGCGGAGGCAUCGACCUGGUCAGGAAGUGUGACCGGCACAUCCGCACCGUCUUCAAGUUCUAUCAGUCCUCGAGCAAAAGGCUGAAUGAGCUGCAGGAAGGCGCGGCCCCGCUGGAGCAGGAAAUCAUCCGCCUGAAGGACCUGAACGCUGUCAGGUGGGUGGCCAGCAAGAGGCGCACGCUGAAUGCGCUCAUCGUGAGCUGGCCCGCCCUGGCCAGGCACCUCCAGAGCGUGGCGGAAGCAGGUGGCCAGAUCGGGCACAGGGCCAAAGGCAUGCUGAAGCUGAUGAAGGGCUUCCAUUUCGUCAAGUUCUGCCACUUCCUCUUGGACUUCCUGAGCAUCUACAGGCCUUUGUCCGAAGUGUGCCAGAAGGAGAUCGUGCUGAUUACGGAGGUGAACUCCACGCUGGGACGGGCCUACGUAGCGCUGGAGACCCUCCGUCACCAGGCAGGACCCAAAGAGGAAGAGUUCAAUGCCGGCUUCAGGGACGGGCGGCUCCACGGCAUCUUCCUGGACAGAGUGGAGGUGGCGGAACAGCGGUUCCAGGCGGACAGGGAGAGAAUGAUCCUGACUGGGAUUGAGUACCUCCAGCAGAGGUUUGACGCGGCCCGUCCCCCGCAGCUCAAGAACAUGGAGGUGUUUGACGCCACGGCCUGGCCAAGUGGGAUGGAACUGGCCGGUUUUGGGAAUGAUGAUAUUCUUGCCCUGGCCAGAUAUUUUGAACUCUCACUGCCCCCAGGAUACAGCGAGGAGGCACUGCUGGAGGAGUGGCUGGGCCUGAAAGCCAUCGCCAAGAACUUGCCGUUCUCCAUGCUGUGCAGGAACGCCCUGGCCCAGGACUGCCGCUUCCCCUUGCUCAGCAGGCUCGUGGCAGUGGUGGUCUGUGUGCCUGUCUCCACCUCCUGCUGUGAGCGCGGAUUCAGUGCCAUGAACCGGAUCAGGACCGAUGAGAGGACCAAGCUCUCCAACGAGGUGAUCAACAUGCUCAUGAUGACAGCGGUGAAUGGUGUGGCGGUCACAGAGUACAACCCCCAGCCCGCCAUCCAGCACUGGUACCUGACCUCCUCAGGUCGGCGUUUCAGCCACGUCUACACCUGUGCCCAAGUGCCACCCCGCUCCCACACAAGGGCGGGGCUCAGGAAGGAGAAGAUGGGAGCGCUCCGCGUGGAGGAGGCCGUGACCCAGAAGCCGCCCAUCCCGUCCUACAGGGAACCCGUGGAGGUCCUGACAGACUGCGUCCUAGAGCCUCGCCACGGACUCCUGUGUCCCCACCCCAGCCAAGGGGCCCUGGGCUGUCCUGAUGAAGCGCUCCUGUAAGAGCAGGACUCUGAGGGGUUGCCUUGGAGACCCCCUGCUGCCCUGGCCCUCGUGAUCAUGGUGACAGGCCCUGGGAUUCUAGGCUGCCCUAGAGUCUUCACUUGGUGGGGACUCUCUGAGCACUGGGAAGUGGCAGUGACAAGGUAAUGAAGCCCACAUCCCAGGGAAGCAGGGGGAUCCGGAGGCGCACAGCCUGCUUACCAAGGCCCUCCUCUAAGCCGAGCGGCGACCUCACAGCACUUCAAUAUGCAGAAGGGUUCUUAGCUCAAGCUCAUUUUAAGGUGCUUCAGGAAAUAAUUCCAUCAUGAAAGAUUUCACCCCAUGUUUUGGUGGCAGGAGGACUUUUCUGAAGUGGGAGAGACGGUUGAGGGUAGGGGGCUUAAAGGAACACUCCAGCCCCUGGGUAGCUGGGGAGCACCCCAGCGGGCUGCCCACAGCCUGAGUGGCGCGGGGUAGACACGUGGUGAGGGGCAUGGGAUGAGCAGGUCUAGGGCCAGCUGGCCUGGCUCUGGGAUCUGUCCCCCUGGCUCCAUGGCAGAAGCCGGGAAGCCUCAACUUCAAAUGGGAGACUCGCAUCAGAGACUUCCUCUAUCUCCUCCCAGGGCCUGCCUUUAGGAUGAGGCAAGCAGAACCCCUUUGCACAGAGCAAUCAAGAAAGGUUAUCCUCCUGCAGCUCCCAGACAGGGGAGGCGUGUUUCCCUGGAGGGAGCCUGGCGCUUUCCACCAGUCGCAGCCCUUGCGUUGUGCUGAGACCGGGUUUUCUACGGAGCAGAGCGGACAGGACAAGUUUGCACUUGGGGGGCUUGGGAUCCUGUCCAACUCUGCUGCAGGCAGUGGUUCAACCAUGAUUAAUCCCUUCCUCUUUUCUGUGCCUUGGUGUCCCUCUCCAUGAAGUGGCAGUAGAGAAUCCAAGUGCCUGCUGGUGCCCCAGCUGCCACAGGACUGAUGGAUGACAGCGCCUCCGGCUCUGAGAGACGGCCCUCAGGCUGCAGAGUGGACUUGGCUGCCUUCAGCCCUUGUCCUUGUCCCUUGCCACCAACGUCCUUAUUAUGGGAAGAGGUGCUCUCUCAACAUGCCCUCAGCAUAAUGGUCUAGUCCUCUCUUCCCGAAGUUGCUCUGGGGACCAGCUUGGGAAUCACUAGGGGUGUCUUGUUUAAAUCUGUUUCAACGCAGACCCACCUGAUUCAGAUCCCCGGGACUGUUUCCAGCAAGGCCCCCCAGGAACUUCGUGGGCUCACUCAAGCAUGAGAACCAGCACCCUGGCGGCACAGAAGGGUGUCCCACACUAUUUGGUUCCCGUUGCCCUCUCCCCAUCACCCCAUCUCCUCUUCCACCCUGAAGUAAAGCACUUUUCCUUCCAGGGCAGCUGCUUUGGGCAGGCUCCUAGGCUGCUCAUCUGGCUGAGGAUGAUGUAGUGUCUGGGUCCCGCCUUCCUAACCGCAGGUGGGAAACGAGGGGAGGUCAGAGGGAAGGGCUUCUUUGCCGCUGCCUUUCUCUUGUUUUAGACGGGCAGGAGGUAGUGCUCCGUCCUGGCCGUGCUGCCUGGCUCUAGGUGGGGUCCCUGCUCUGUGAUGCAGGUCCAAGUGGCCUGGCCCUCAAGCAGCCACUCCUAGAAGGUGCCGAGAGCCCCUGAGAUGCUGGUACCAAGUGUCUCACUGUCUGGCAGAACCCCUGGUUCCCAGUGUCUCUGACUCUCCCUUCCCAGCAGCCCACCCUUAGCACUUAGCCUUAGCGCCAUCGCUUUCCUGUUUUCUUCAGCUUCGAGCCGGGAAUUCCGUUUCCGCUUUCUGCCUUUUCAGCUGUGGCACUGUCUCCCUGACAGCCCCGUGUUCUGGGGGCUGACGUGUGCCACGGGCCCUCGGAGCUUGAACCCUGGCGCUGUUACUGUCCACGUGGCCAAGAUGGAGCCCAGGCCUCCCUCCGCCAUUCGCGUCGGUCACUAUGGGGAGUUCAGGAAUCUGCACUAGGCCAGGCGCCGCGGGUAUGAGCUGGUGGGAUGGAAGAGAGGGGGGCCCUUUAAAGUGGGGGUUAUAGCCCCCAGCCUAUCCAUAGCGAUUCAAAUUGAGGUGAUUUCCUCGCAGGCAUCCUCCCCAUGGCACCUUCCAUCCUUUAAGAAUCCGCAGAGCAAGAGGCUAGUCCUGCGAGCAGCGCCGUGCAUGAGUGCCACACGCACGAUUCCCUGGGCGAGUCUAGGCGUGGAGGUGGGGGCCAGCUAGGGGCGCCGCUGCCUCUCCACACCUGUGCCCUGAGGAAGCCUCCGACGCCAGCUCGUGAGAAGCUUGGGCCCCUUGGCGGCGGGGUGGGGGGGGGCGACUGAAAAUGCUGUUUGUCACAGGGAUUUGCACUACCCACUUUCUCGAGGGGCACAGGCAUGCCCUGGGUCCCCUCUGCUCGCUAAUGGCAGAGAGGACGCUGACCAUUUUGUGCAGGACCCCAGGCUGAAGCGUGGUGAGACCCUUUGCCCAAGCUGACAUCUCGUUUUGUUUCAAGAGACUUGCAGCAUUUCAGAGCCCAGGGCCUGGAGACCCCGUUGUUGGAGAGCCUUCCUAUUUUUGCCUCACAAAAAAACAAGCUGAAGGGCAUUGGGGAUGGAAGGAGCAAGCUCUCUGCCUUUGGCCAGAGUCCUAGCCAUGCCUCCACCCUCGUUCCCUACCUGUGAUCUCCAUAGACUGAUGCCCACAGGGCUGACAUUUUGAGCGACCAGCAUUUUAACUGACAGUUUGAGUUCAGUAGCCAUAGAGACCAGGUGGGAAGGAGGGACCCCGACCCCCUGUUCUAGCCAGACACGUUGGAGUGUAAUCUACUCCAGACCCUUUGCUUCCCUCGAAGCCCAGGUUCAGUUCCUAGGGUGCUAAGUAUUUAGCAGGACAGUGUGGAGAUGGGCCGUUUCCCUCAUCCAAGUGUCUGUCAGCCGAGGUCACCCCAGGUGAUUGGCCCAGGGAUGUUCUCUCCUCCUCUGGUUUCAAAGAUGUGCAAAACCAUGUGCAAAACACGGUUUAAAAAAACCAUGUCUGAUUCUCAGCCUUUUGCUAUUUGAAUAAAGCAGAGUUUAUUUCGA